Messenger RNA from Lingula anatina, 2186 nucleotides. Its product is annotated as guanine nucleotide exchange factor C9orf72. Gene Ontology annotation, cellular component: endosome; autophagosome. The record is from RefSeq and is a predicted model, not a curated record. Gene Ontology annotation, biological process: autophagy; endocytosis. NCBI's taxonomy places the organism in Eukaryota, Metazoa, Brachiopoda, Lingulata, Lingulida, Lingulidae. Gene Ontology annotation, molecular function: guanyl-nucleotide exchange factor activity.
AUUUCGAACACAGAUUAUAUCAGUGUCGGUAUUAGUGAGGACAUUGUUUUUGCGACGCUUACGAGCAGAGCACGGACUGGACUUAAAUGUCCUUUCACUGCGCCAUUAUCACCAUGUGAUAAGCAAGGUUAAUGUUGACUCACAGUCUACUAGUAUGCUGAUGUAUUGACUAAAUAACAACAGAGUAAGUGAUUGGUUUUGUGGAGUACAACACCCAAUAUACUGACAUUACGGCAGAGGCGUUCCUAUACCAGAAGUCGCUCAGUAUUCCAUUGUUACACGCGAAGAUCACCUAUUACAGGGUCUUGUUCCCUAGAUAAAGCAACUUGCAACUGGGUUUCGAUUGCCAUGAAUCUAAGCCUGGUGUAUGCAACUCUCCAAAGGGUAUCAUCUAUUGAUGGACAAAGUUUGGACAUAUGGACAAAUCAGAGUAGAGGUUUGAAUAAUUUUGGGAAAGCCUUCAAAAAUGGUGGUCUUGGAGAAAACGGUUCAGAAUGCAUGAGUGAUACGACUUUUAGUAGCAAAGACAUUCAUGAGGAUAUUGAUGCAUUUGUUUCUUCGACUGAAACAGAAUCAUCUGAAUUACUUUCGCCCAUGUCUUUAUCAGACCAUGCCCAAGAAAAUAUUCCGUCAACGGUCAAGGAAGAGAAUUCCACAGAUAAAAACCAGCAUAAAGACCACGCCGAUAUUUCCGAAAACUCAGAGUGCGAUUCGGGAUUUGCUGAUUCUUUAAUACAAGCAAAAUCGCCGGAAAAACUAAAGACUGGCAGCUAUUCAGAUAAAAGCGAAAUAUUUAGCGGAGGUUCAUUGGAAAGAGAAAAUAAUGUUACCAUAAGACAAUUUCCUGAAUGUGCCUCAAAACUAUUUCGUGCCGUCGUUGUCAGUUGUUGGGACAAUAUUUGCGGUCCUCGAAUAAUGAGAACAUGGUUGGCCAAUGACUUCAAAAUCCAAGAUGAUCGUCUGCUUGAAAUAUGUCGAAAGUCACUGGUGCAUGAACUGGACAGAGACGAAGGGGACGGUUCGAUCAAUAUGAAGUCAUUCACUGUUUCUAAAGAAGAUUUCACAGCAAUGACAUAUAUAUUUAAUGGUAUGACAAAACUGGGCAUAAAAGUUCAUGGAAUAACGUUUUUAUUACACAAUACACACAUCAGAGAUUUCUUUUCUUGUCUGGAUUUGAUCAAGAGAUAUAUGCAAAGGUUGGUGGGCAGUUUCCGCAUAUUGUUGGAAAAGACUGACGGCCGAAAUAAAGCUUUGACAUUCUUCGAUGAUCACAUCCCCAAACUUGUUGAAAUAUCCGAAACCAUGGAACGAUUUGCAAUUCCUGAAGCAGUAGCGUUGACAGCAACGUACCUUUCACACCAACAUAGACUAUCUUUCUCCAAAGAAGAACUUUUGAAGGACGCCAUCAUGUCACAUCUUUUGACAUGUGGAAAUACAUUAGUCACGGGGUCUAGUGAAAAGAGAAUAAAUAAGAUGAUCCUCACAUUGGCGCUCUUCAGUCAGCUUUCUGAUCGCAGGUGUAGCCGUUUAGUCGCCGCAGCUGGAGAGAAGAGAUGGAAUAGGUAUAUCCCAGACCUCUGUAUACAGGGAUUGCUAAUGCCAAAAAUCACAUCAGAAGCGCCAAAAAAGCAGUUCAUCAGUCAGCUUCCCCAUCACGACAUACUGUGCAGUUACUACCCGACCACCAUCGUGGACAUCAGCGGCAGAAAUGUCUGGCAGACGUACUUGGUGGACGGCCACAAGGCGGGCAGACAGAGGCUGCUGAAUAGGGAGCUGUUGGAUUUGGCGCUCGAUAAGAAAAGAAGAACUGUCAUACCGAUGGUAACGCUAUUUUGUCCUGAUCAGCCCGAGACGCUCGUGACGAACUUCGUGAAAGAGGUAUUUCAGCUACCGCCAAAUUCUCGUCACGAUUACACAGUGUCAUUUGUGUAUAGUUUGAAACGUCAAGCCAUGCUGCUGAUCAGACGAAUUGAGGCGAUUGUAUUGGCCAAAAGACCAGGUAAACCAAAUGUCAUGAGAUUACGGGAAGAGAUGCGGCUGGAGAACGAGGGCGACUUCCGCAUUAUUCUUGCGCAAGCUGAAAAACUCAAACCUGGUUUCUACUCAUACAUAAUUGAGAAAACGGACUUUUCACAGUAUGCGUUACUCCAGGGAUAUACGACAUAGUUUGGACAAGAGUUGCAAAA